Carassius carassius (crucian carp) is the source of this 3423-nucleotide messenger RNA. Its product is annotated as CREB-regulated transcription coactivator 2-like. The transcript is spliced from 13 exons. Gene Ontology annotation, cellular component: nucleus; cytoplasm. The coding region runs from base 223 to 2577 and encodes 784 amino acids. NCBI's taxonomy places the organism in Eukaryota, Metazoa, Chordata, Actinopteri, Cypriniformes, Cyprinidae. Gene Ontology annotation, biological process: positive regulation of transcription by RNA polymerase II; protein homotetramerization. Gene Ontology annotation, molecular function: cAMP response element binding protein binding. The record is from RefSeq and is a predicted model, not a curated record.
AAUACCAGAGUUGUUUUCCCCCCUUCUCUACAGUAGUUGGGCGUGUGCGCGUUACAGUCUCUACAGAUAACGAAUGAGCUUGGCAACUAUGUUUACUACAGCCUUCAGGACUGCAUUACCCACAAUGCACUGGUCACUGUUGUCAGAAGUCUUGCUUUCUUUGGUCACUUUAUCGAACUCUGGCCGUGUCAGUCAGCUUACUUUCUCUUAUUUGACGGAAUAAUGCAUUUGUCAGGCGCGGGCAUUGGGAAAUUAGGGUACCGGCAGGGGUCCGGAGCAGGACCGGCGCCUGGAAGCUGCAAUCCGCGUAAAUUUAGCGAGAAAAUCGCCCUGCACAACCAGCGACAGGCUGAAGACACAGCCGCUUUCCGAGAGGUUAUGAUGGACAUGACUUCCAUCAGGGUUCAGGCUGAGAGAAUUCGGCACACCGGAGACUUGGUCCCAUACUAUGGAGGAUCGCUGCCAAAUGUCAAUCAGAUUUCAAGAUGCUCCACAGAGACCCAGUACCCAAGUUAUCUCACCCAGCAGCUCCUAGAGGCAGAUGAAGAGUACAGAGACACACAGCCCAUUCCUCUUGGCAGACUGCACAGGAGACAUUUUGAAAGCGCUCCCUAUCUCUCCACCCACCUCUCACCUCCGCGAGGUCCUUCCUGGAGAAGCUGGAAGGUUAAGAUUCCCACAUCACCCUGUUCUGCACACUUAAUUUCUCAUUCUGUUCAUCCUCACAGAACCAACUCUGACUCAGCCCUCCACACCAGUGUGCGAAACACCCAGAAAUCUGUGCAGACCCUGAACCCUCAAUCCAGACACCAUGGGUUUGCACAUCCUGCACCACUGAUUGAAGAAAAUAUUCAAGAGGAGACACAAUCUCCCCAACUAAAGAAGUUAUCCUCAAUGGGAUCAUCAGGAUAUGAAACACCUUUUUUUCACAGCUUCCCAUUGACCGGUCAGCAGAUAUCGUCCGUCCCUGUCCCGGCGACCCUCAGUACCAGCGGCUCUCUUCCAGACCUCUCCAGCCUCCACCUGCCCCCUCCUCUUCCUGUAGGCCAGGAUUCUGAGCUCCGCAGCGGUGCGGAGCAAUUGAGCAACACUUCCACGCACCCUGACCUUAUGGCUGACUUUACCUUAGCAAGUCUGUCCUCGUCUCUUCAGGCAUCUUUAAGUAAUCCUUUGCUCCAGUCUUCACUCAGCAAUCCCAACAUCCAGAGCUGUCUGAGCAGCCACUCCCUGCCCAGCUCUCUCAGAUCCACCUCUUUGCGUCUGUCACUGAGCAACUCUUCCCUGCAGUCAUCGCUCAGCAACCAGUCCCUGCAGUCCUCCCUCAGUAGCUCUUCACUGAGUAACCAGUCCGUCCACUCAUCUGCCAGCCGCUGCAGCCACAGCAGUGGAAUCGGCAGCUCUCGCUCCUGCUCCUCUUCUUCUCUCUCUGGUUCUCCACAUCUAACAGGCCACACCCAUGCUGCCACAUCACGCAAGAGAGCCCAGCUCAGCCCACUCAUUGUGCCCAGUGGAGGAGAGACCCGCUGGCAGCAUCCAAAGCAGUUCUCACCCACACUGUCUCCAACCAGGUCUUCUGGUGCUCUCCUAAACCACAACAAAGUUCUGAAAGAGACGAAGCCACCAGCGUAUCCCUGCACUCAGCACUUCAGAUCCGCUCCUUCACUGUCCCAUCAGCCAAUGCGCCAGUAUUUCCAGCCAGAGGCACAGCAUCAGUCAAUCCCAGAGAUGGAACAAUGGAGUCAAGAUGAACACCAGUCACAACAUCAACAAACACACAGUCAGACACGACACCACCACACUCACAAACACAGUCGGCCCCUGCAGCAUCAUUCACAACCACACACUAACUAUCAUCAGCAGUUACUGCAUCAUUCCCAGACUGGCCAACCACACAUCUCACUGCAACAACAGCAUCAACAGUACACACAGUUCCAGCCUCAUCAGAUACUUGAGGAGCAGUACCAGUGUCCGGGCCAGUGGCAGAUGCCAUGCCAAGAGGUCCAGUACCAAAAGCAACAGCAACAUCAACCUGUAACUUUCCCCUCUCCAGGUCACGAUAAAAACUGGAAUCAUGUAACAGGCCCACAUGGCUUGCAACAUGCACAAAUGAAGCGUAGACACUGUAUGCAGAUGUCAGAAGAGCCAAAACUCCUAUCCAAGGUCGCUGUCCAGGAGACCCAUGGAAAGGGAUCGAAGGUCCCUUAUUAUAAGGAAAGUGAAGUAACUGAAGCAAAUCCAGGUUUACAGGAUAGAGGUUUUGAACUGAACAAGGAAUCAUAUGUUGGCUUACAUCUUACCCCUAGUCAGGCAAAGGCCCUUUCCCAGCAGCUUGGAGUGCUUCAAAAGGAGACUCUAGAUGGCAGUGUAGUGUCAGAUCUCAACUGUGAACCUGCAGAAAGAAAGGAACUGCUAGCACAGAAUCAAAGCUACAGUGCUGGAGAGACACAAAAUAUGUUCAACAUCAACUUACCUGACCCGUCAUCCUGGCUUGACCAGGACAUAUCAAGUCUGCCGGACUCUGUUUUGGAGUUCGAUCUAGAAACGUUCGGUCUGGACAGUAACUUAGGUUGGCCAUGAAUGUAUCAUAAAAGUGAACCUAAAUGUACAUGUGUGUUGUAAUGAUACAUUCAUUUAGACAAGUACACUGUUAAGAGAAUAUUUUUUGCCAAUGGAAUUGAAAUAUAGUUUUAGAGUCAAAUAGAGGGUAAACUGUAAAUUGGCUAAAACGUUCUUUAAGGUAACAAACAGGAAAUUAUGUUUUAAUAAAUAGUUUUGCACGCAGAGGUAGGUCAAAAUAGCAGGUCUAUGUGCCUUAAUAUGCAUUUUUGGUUAGAUUUUAUUAUAAAUAGAAGAAAUUGAUUUUUUCUGUACAGUUACAUGAGGUGAAGUCAUGUACGAGUUCUUUAGGGAAUGUAUAUUUUCACAUUUCAUAGCAUAGGAUAACUGGGAUAAUAUGGAAAUGUGGGAAAAUAUGGCUGGUUUAGGGUCUAAAUUAACUUCUUUAAUUCAUCAAAAUGAAAAAAACGUUUUACUCUUUAAUAUUUAGAUAAAAAACAAUUAUUAUAUAAUUAGUUAUGUAUAGAUUUCAUAUCCAAUUUGUUUGCAUGUUAUAGUAUUUGUUAUAGUGUGAUGGGGGUCAUUUUUGUGACAACUUGUAACUGACCGUGGCAGACACCUGCCAGAAUUUCUAUAUCAUCAUUUUGUUGCAGUUUCAUCUUUCAUCAUUCAUUCAAAAUGCAGUUUUAUUGUAUUUUCAUAUUAAUUUUGCUCUAUCACUCUCUGGUAGAGGUCAUGUUGUUUUUCAGUAUUUGUCUUCAAUGUGAAAUCAUACAUUUCUGGCAGAAUUAAUAACAUAAUAUGAACAGAAAAACCAUCUGUAAAUUCCGGAAGUAUUACAAUUAAAAAGUGGACUAAUAUCUCUAA